CUCAGUGGAACUGUGGACGCUGCAUGUGACUCUAAUCAUGGAAAACUCACGGCUUUUCAGGACGCGAUUCGUGCGUGUAGCAUCUGGACUGCCCAUCACUAUGAUUCAUCGCUGCUCGAUGGGAGCUGUCCCAGCAGUCCCCACAGGAAAACAACGAGUAACGAUGGACUUGUUGGCCAAAUUCAGUUACGAGGAUAAGGAGCUACUAAAGCGAAGUUGGACCGUGCUCGGCAAGAACAUAAACGAUACUGCGUACUGUAUAUUCGAUAUGAUAUUCUCACAGAGUCCCGAUACCAAACUGCUUUUCCCUUUCAUGAAAUUUAGAGCUGUAGGGGACAAUAAGCGCUCUAAGGAGAUGGAGUUUCAUGGCCUUAGAUUCAUGCAGGUCCUGGAAUCUGUUGUAAAGGCUAUUGACAAUCCCGCUUCAUUGGAUCCUCUUUGUGAUAAUCUUGGAAGAGUUCAUGGUCGGCUUACGGACUCAAGAGGUUUCAAACCACAUCACUGGGGUGUUUUCAUUGAGUGCACUUUGUUUCACUUUCGAAAAGUGCUGAACUUGGAUAAUUACUUCAACAACAUGAUCACGCUUGACCGGGCCAUUAUUAUAUGGAGGACAGUGCUGCGAGUGCUCAUCAAACGAAUGAAGGUUGGUUUGGCAACUGAUCUCAGAAACCGCCAGGCUAAUAAAGAUGCCGAAGAGGGUGGGUCAACAUCAGGACAAAGCUCUCCCGUGGCCGAUCCAAAUAUUCGUAAUUUGAACAGUGACUUCGCAAAGAAAAUUCUGGGCACCAAUGUUAGUACUCGCAACCAACCGAACCAAGUUGGACGUACGAUAAACAUACGUCGUUGA
Cylicocyclus nassatus is the source of this 847-nucleotide messenger RNA. The record is from the annotation of a GenBank genome assembly. NCBI's taxonomy places the organism in Eukaryota, Metazoa, Nematoda, Chromadorea, Rhabditida, Strongylidae.